CAGCUCUUCCGAGCGAAAAACAAUUUCCAUUCCAACCUUCUUGUACUAUAUACAAAAAAGUGCAUUGUCCAUCGCCUUGUAAUAUAGUCGUCCUCUAUUUUUCUCCUUCUGGUUUCUCUCAAACGGUCGUUCCUUCCAUAGCUUGGUGAAUUGUCUGGCUUUGUCGAUGCCAAUGGCCGAAAACAGCAAGAGCGAUGCGUCCAUUACUUCUCCUGCAUCCGAUCAGUCAUCGAUAGCGAAGCAAGAUGCUUCCAAAGACCAGUCCAGCGGUCCUGGGGACGCCCCAGAGGUGCAGCCGUCCGAGUCCAUAUUCACUCUCACCGUGAAACUGCCCCACGAGCCUGGCGAGACCAAGAUCACCGUGUCGAGCCAGGAGCAGGUGCAGGAUAUUCGGCAGUCGAUUCUAGACCAGCCCUUUGCCAUGCAGUAUUCGUGCUUCCAUCUCGAGCAUAAUGGCGAGCGUAUCAACGAUUUCGUUGAGCUUUCCGAAGUGCCCGGCGUAACUGCAGACUCGACCAUUGAGUUGGUCGAGGACCCGUACAAUGAGAAAGAGGCACGCAUGCACAUUAUGAGGAUUCGUGAACUCAUCGGUGCCGCUGGGGAUCGCACAGAUACAAUCCACGGUAUCUCGGCCGGCCUCAGUCUGCAUGACAGCUUGACCGUCUCUGCCGCGGAGACCAAUGGUCAAGCGCCCGCCGGUCCGCUCCCAGCGUCCGAGGCUGAUCUGUCGGGCUACGCUUUUGACGGCUCUGGCUCCGUGCAGAACAUGUUGCUUCCAAAGCAACCUCCCGCCCCGAAGACGAUCAAGUCAAUAAGCAUAUCACCCUACAAUCCACCUCCGCAUCACUUGCGGACCAUCGGUCACUUGCUUUAUCUCACCGUGACCACUAAUGAGGGCGAUCAGUACCACAUCACAUCCCACGUUUCGGGCUUCUACGUCAACAAAUCGAGCAACAACAAAUUCGAUCCCUUUCCUAAGGCUGCACCGAAGAACGCAAGCGCACAUUCGCUGCUCACCCUACUGCAAAAGAUCUCGCCUUCUUUUGACGCAUCCUUCAAGGCCUUGCUAGAGCACAACUCGCAGCGCGAACCCCUCGCUCUUUUUCAGCUGCAGAAUGCUAUCCCAGCAAGCCCAUGGCUCGUGGCGCCGCCUUCAACUGCCGAUCAUCAAGCCGACAUCGCGCGCACACAAGAGACGUUCUUAAUGGCAGGUCAGGAGGGCACAGACACUCUGCGCGACUGGAACGAAGAGUUCCAGACUACCCGCGAGCUCCCUACAGAGACGGUCCAGGACCGUGUGUUCCGCGAGCGUCUGACGUCCAAAUUAUUUGCGGAUUAUAAUGAGGCAGCGGUGCGAGGUGCUGUUCUGGUUGCUCGCGGAGAAGUCCCGGCUCUGAAUCCCACGGAAGGGCGGGACGCGCAGAUCUUUGUGUACAACAAUAUCUUCUUCUCCUUUGGUGCCGAUGGCGUCGGUACUUUUGCGACUGAGGGCGGCGAUGAGGCAGCCCGAGUGGCGACAGGCAAGGAUGUGGCCGGUGUUCGCCAGGUCAAUCAAUUAGACAUCAAGGGACUAUACACGCCGGGCACCGUCGUCGUCGAUUACCUCGGUAAGCGUAUCGUAGCUCAGAGCAUCGUGCCAGGCAUUUUCAAGCAGCAGGAGCCAGGAGAGCACCAGAUUGACUACGGCGGAGUCGAAGGCAAGGAUAUCGUUGCAGAGAACGAGGCGUUUGUGCCACUCUUCGAGAAGCUAUCCAAUGCGCUGCACAUCAAGAAGCAUGCCGUUUGGGACAAGGAGGGCAAGAGGCACGAUCUUGAGGGCAGUGUGGAGACCAAGGGUCUCAUCGGUACUGAUGCACGCAAGUAUGCCCUAGACUUGUACAGAAUUACGCCAUUGGAUGUGCCAUGGAUCGAGCGAUAUUGGGGGGAUGAGCAGAGCGCCGGAAAGAAGGGAGAGGAGAAGAACUAUCCGCACCGAAUGACCGUGCUGAGACCGGAGCUUGUGGGCGUGUACGCAAGGGAGAAGCUUAAUGAAUAUGUUCGUGCGGAGCUGGCAAAGAAGGCAACUAACGGACCUACUAAGGAGAAGAAGGAUCAAAUCAACGGUCACAAGAAUGACGGCGGCGAGAAUACAGAGGAAGCUGGCUUCGUUGCCAAAGACGAAGGUGCAGAGCCAAAGGAAGUCGUUGCGGAAGAUAUCCCACGCGUCGACAUGACCGGCUUCAGCUUCUCGCUGAACCCAGAUGUCUUCUCGGGCCAGAAACCGCCAACGGAUGAGGAUAUCGAGCAGAUGGCGAAGGAUGAGGCAGAGGUGCGAGCUGCCUGUGCCUUCCUUACCGACAAAGUUAUCCCAGGCUUGAUCUACGAUCUACAAGAGCAAGAGGUUGGCUUCCCGAUGGAUGGCGAGUCGCUAAGCACACUUAUGCAUAAGCGAGGUAUCAACAUGCGUUACUUAGGUGCCAUUGCUGAGGCAUCCGACAAGGAAAAUCCGAGACUACAAGCAUUGCAUCGUUUGGCUGUGCAGGAGAUGGUCAGCCGCGCUUUCAAGCACAUUGCAAGCAGACGGCUUCGCCAACUGCCUUUCGCGAUGGCUCCAGCAUGCUUUGCACAUCUCCUAAAUUGCUUGUUAGGCACCGAGUUAAACCCACAUCCGAAGGCGGACAUUGAUCCUGUGAUGCGAGAAAUAUACACAGAUGCGGAUCUCAGCUUCGAGACUGUUACUCCUGAAAGCCUGCGUGCCGAGAUCGUAGAGCAAGUUUCGAUGCGCUAUAGAUACACACUGCAAGGCAAGGUGAUCGAACCUGGAAAAGAGCUGCAGAUGCUCCGUGAAAUUUCGCUCAAGCUAGGCCUACAACUCGCAGCAAUCAACUACCUGUUCAGACCCCAAGAGAAGCAGGCCAAUGGAACGACAGAUCAUGACUCCGUCACUUCAUCCGAAGAAUCUUCGAACGCGCCAGUGCAAAACGGUCAUCUGAGCACUUCAAGCAAGAAGGGCAAGAAGAAGGGCAAGGGCAGCUCUUCGCCGCUGCGUGGUGUUUCUCCUGCACCUAAGGCACGGUGCGUAACGUUCAAGCCAGAAGAUAUCCUAAAUGUCGUGGCCGUGGUAAAGGAGGCCUCGCCAAAGAGUGUGCUUGCAGAGGAGGCUUACGAGGGUGGCCGCAUUUCACUAGCACAAGAUCAGAAGGAGCUUGGUCAGGAAUUGCUCAUGGAGUCACUCUCCUUGUAUGAGCAAAUUUACGGCAUUCUGCACCCCGAAGUAGGCAGGACGUAUUUGCAAAUGGCAACGCUGUAUUACAGCAUGGACGAGAAGAAUGCGGCUGUCGAGCUUGCCCGUAAGGCAGUCAUCGUCUUCGAGCGUACCAUGGGCGUCGAUGCAUCAGACACCAUCUCCGCGUAUCUCAAUCUCGCCCUCUUUGAACAUGGCAACGGUAACUCCAAACUUGCUCUAACAUAUGUUCUGCACUGCCUUGAACUGUGGAAGAUUGUAUACGGUCCAAACCAUCCUGAUUCCAUCACCACGCUCAAUAAUGCCGCCGUUAUGCUGCAGAGCAUGAAGCGCUAUCACGAGUCGCGCAUCUGGUUCGAGGCUUCGCUCGCGAUUGCAGAAAAAAUGUCUGGCAAGACAUCUGUCAGCACGGGAACCUUGCUCUUCCAGCUUGCGCAAGCGCUUGUACUCGAUCGUGAUCACCAUGCUGCGGUCAACCGUAUGCGUGAGUGCUGCAACAUUUUCCGGGCGGCUCUCGGCCCGGAGGAUCGUAACACUAAGGAAGCAGAGCAAUGGCUGGAGCAGCUCACACAGAACGCAGUGACACUUGCGAAGCGGCAAAAAGAUUUGCAAGCUGGUAAACUGCGGGGUGUGAGAUUCUCAAAUCGUAUUCCCAUCGGCGCGAGAGUGCAGCCUCAAGUUGGUCAGAGCAGUGCAGAUGCCACGAGCACGGGGGGAAAGAAGGGCUAUCAACUGGAUAACAGAAAUAUUGAUGAACUGAUCAGAUAUAUCGAUGGCGACUCCGGGGCAAAGAAGAAGAGCUCUGGUGGUAAAAAGAGAAGCGCAAAUCCGAAGGCUAAGCGUUCAGCUGCAAAGACUUCGUGAGGCGCAUGUUACGCCGUGGAAACUGAAAAGAACACAUAGAAGAAGAGGUUGUUCUCGUGGUUUUAUUUUACUUGUGCUCAUAUGUGUGCAUUUCAUCAUUGCAUCACCUCUUCUCAAGAUGCUGGGGGAUAUGGACAAAACGUCGAUAGAUGGGUGGGGUACAAUUGGGCAUAGGGCAACGAGGCGGAUUGGACAAGAAAACGCUGGUUGAUACGUUGUUUGCGCAUCACUAUUCACGGGGCAUCUAUCUGUGUCAUUUUUACAUUGUACAUCCGUCCGUCGUCCACGAGAGAUAGACAGGAGCAUACCAACAGAAGGUGUGCGCUUGGUUGCAUGGACAUGGAGAGGACUUUUUAUUAUCUUGUUUCUGUUACAAAAUAUUGCUCGGGCAUCACCACUCAAAAAACUCAAGACCUGUACUAUUAUCUUGCAUUUGCAGUAAAACCACGGCUAUCUGAGAAACGAAUGCAGCUCAAUUGUUCUAAAUCCCC
Verruconis gallopava is the source of this 4578-nucleotide messenger RNA. RefSeq lists its product as uncharacterized. Gene Ontology annotation, biological process: intracellular distribution of mitochondria. The transcript is spliced from 2 exons. Lineage: Eukaryota; Fungi; Ascomycota; Dothideomycetes; Venturiales; Sympoventuriaceae. Bases 167 to 4087 code for a protein of 1306 amino acids. Gene Ontology annotation, molecular function: mRNA binding; protein binding. The record is from RefSeq and is a predicted model, not a curated record. Gene Ontology annotation, cellular component: cytoplasm.